Blepharisma stoltei is the source of this 453-nucleotide messenger RNA. The record is from the annotation of a GenBank genome assembly. Lineage: Eukaryota; Ciliophora; Heterotrichea; Heterotrichida; Blepharismidae.
AUGGCAGCACUACAGCGGCUCAUGACUGAACUAAAUGAUUUGCAAGCAAGCUCUCAGACAUUUUUUUCUGUGAAUACUUAUCAAGGAGAAUACUAUUUAUGGCUCGGAAAUCUCAAUGGGCCAGAAGACACUGCUUUUGAAGGCGGUGUUUUUGAGUUUGUAAUAAAAUUUCCUAAGAAAUACCCAAGCAAGCCUCCCAAAGUAUUUUUCCAGACACCCAUAUUCCACCCAAAUAUUCACCCUGACAGUGGAAGAGUUUGUCAUGCUUUUCUUAAUCAUAUGUGAAACCCAAAUUGCCAUUCCAAGGUUAUCAUUGACUAUCUCAUUGAAUUAUUGAACAGGCCUGAUCCAGAGAAUGGAUUUAUGGGUGAGGCAACUGAUGUUUGCUUAAUAAGCAGAGAAGUCUGGCUUGAUAUAGCAAGAGAAAGAACAUAUGAGGACGCAUAUAGAUAA